GCAAAACAGAAUCCUUUUUGCGCUCUAUGCAAAUGAGGACGGCGUCAGUGGAGCAAGCCCAGUCUGGCGUCGCGCGCAUGCUGCGAGAAGGCAUCCUCACGGACAUCACCGUCAACGCGGCCGGCGGCAGCAUGAGGGCCCACCGCGCCGUCCUGGCCGCGCGGUCGCCGGUGUUCCUGAGCAUGUUCUCGCACAACCUCAGGGAGAAGGAGCUCUCCACGGUGGACAUCUCCGACAUGUCCAUCGGCGCGUGCAAGGCCUUGGUCCGCUACCUCUACGGCGACGCCAGGUCCGAGUGGGAGCUGCUCGAGCACCGGAGCGAGCUCGUCGCCGCCGGCGACAAGUACGGCAUCGCCAACCUGAAGAAGGCCUGCGAGGAGAGCCUGAGAGAGGACGUGGGCGUGGAGAACGUGCUGGACAGGCUGCAGAUGGCGCACACCUACAGCCUGCCGGCGCUCAAGCGGACGUGCGUCAGGCUGCUCGUGGACUUCGGGAAGAUGUACGAGAUCCCCGAGGAUUUCGUGGCGUUCAUGGCGGCUGCGGACCAGGACCUUGCAGACGAGAUCCGCUCGACUGCAAUUCUCAGAGGGAGAAAGCUCGCGGCCAGAGAGAAGAAGCCUGCAGCUAAAAAGACUCGGCGCCCGAGUGUGAGGAAGUCUCCGCCUAGCAAGGCUUCAGGCAGCAGCAUUCCGGCUCGGAGGUCCAAAGUCCCGACGUCCACGCCUAAGCUGGAUGCGAGCAACACUGCGGCAGGUAAACGGGGCCGCCGGCGGAAGUCCACGCCAAGCCAAGAUCCCGACGGCGGCGCUCCGGAUAAACGGCCUCGGCGGCUCAAUGUCCGGCUUGCAGGCGACGAGUGGGCCAAGUGAAUUGUGCCCGCUUCGUCAGUUACAACUUAGUACAAGAUUUCCAAUUCUAGGUCUGGCACGUGUUUUGCUCAAACUUUUCUCAAAAAAAAAACGUGUUUUGCUCAAACCUGUGUGGAAGCGGUUCAAUGUCGGGGCUUU
This is a messenger RNA of Triticum aestivum (bread wheat), 1007 nucleotides long. RefSeq names its product BTB/POZ domain-containing protein At1g55760-like. Lineage: Eukaryota; Viridiplantae; Streptophyta; Magnoliopsida; Poales; Poaceae. Bases 27 to 869 code for a protein of 280 amino acids. Gene Ontology annotation, molecular function: protein binding. The transcript has a single exon. The record is from RefSeq and is a predicted model, not a curated record.